AUGAGGUUACACUGUGUAUUUACGCUCGCGGGUCUGCUGGCACUGGCGCUGAGCGGCUCACUGGAGAAGGUGGACCAACGAUUUUUGAGCGAAGGCGCUUCGCUUCAGAUCCUUCAAGAGUACGAUGCCAUUUUGAACGAUCUUCGAAAGAUGGAUCCUCAAAAUCCUACAAUUUCUAAUGUGUUGUAUAAGCACGGACUAGUCAAUUUCUCUCUCAAGCGAGACAAAUUGGCUUUGCAGGAUUUCGAAUACUGUCUUGAUAUCAAUCCGAAUCACCAGGGCUGUUUAAACCGACUACAAGAGCUGUGCAUCGAAAUGGGUGAGUACGAUGAGGCAGAAGCGCGAGGAAUUAAUGUGGAUGAAUACAAGCAACUGGAGCAAGCCGUGGUGACACUACACAAGAACAAAAGAUACAAAGAAAGCAUAGAAAAGGCGCAGGAGCUCAUCAACAUGUCUCCGCUGAACAUGAGGGUGCGAGCCAUAGUUACUGACUGCUUGAAGAAUUCCAAAUUAGAUUUUCCACAAAAGGUUCAGCUUCUUGCCGACCAGUAUGGCGUACUUGUGAACAACGAUAGGUCUCUCGAGAAUUACGUGGAUCUCUUCGAUUUACAAUUUUUUGGCAAGGCUAUCGAUAUCGGCAGCUGCUCCAAAGUGUUGAAAACGUGUCUUAAAUAUGACAACGAUUAUAAGGAAUGUCGUGAACGGACUAAGAUGACAGUGAAAAUGAGCAAACUCCUUGAUUUGUACGAGCAGGUCUCCAUUUAUUACUCGUAUCUAUAUUUAGACGAGGGAGAUGUCGUGCGCGUGGAGGAAUUGGAACCAUCGGAUGAUGUAUGGCGACAGCUGCACAACCUCCUGUUUGGUAAAACCAAGGUGCGCGGCCAGGAGUCUUUGCUGGGUGUUGACCUUUCCAAAUAUCGUACCAACUUGGACGUCCUGGUAGAGUUGACUGUGAAAGCCCUAGAACGAUUUGGGUUUUCGAGACGUGAGAUUCUGGACCACUCACCGUUCCUCCACGAACUUGCUCGUAUGGCUAAGGAGUCCUGUAUCCGCACAGGAAACCCUUACAAAAAUAAACUGGAUUACAAGGACGAGAUUCUGCCGGAGCAGUUUGAAGAAGUGGACAAACUGCUGCGCAAAAAAAAGUAUGGCGAGGCUAAGCAGAAACUGGACGCCAUGCGUGGCGGUUUCAAAAAGAGCUCGUUAUGGAAACAGAGAAACGAACAGCUGUCUAAAUUCAGGGAGCAUGAGCAGAGGCAAAGAGCCAGGCAGCAGCAGCAGCAACAGCAACAACAGCAGUAUCAGCAUUAUCAGCAAUAUCGACAGUAUCGGCAGAACCAACAGCCGCCUCCACAAGGAGCUCCGGACGGCAUGGAUCCUUAUAAAGUGUUGGGAGUCUCGAAAACUGCUGAUGAUGCAGAAAUCAGAAAAGCAUACAGAGAAAAAAUGAAGCAGAACCAUCCAGAUAAAAUGAAAAAUUCCAACCUUUCGCAGGAGGAAAUCGAACAAAAGGUGGCUGAGAUCAACAAUGCCUACGAGAUCCUGUCGGAUGCGGAAUCGAAACAACGAUAUGACCAGCAAUCAAGUGGAAACCAUGGGCCGGGCUUUGCAGGUCAACAUUUUCGUCCUCCUAAUGCAGGCGGCGGCGCCUUCUUUCAGGGGGAACCCUUCGGAUUUAAUUUCCAUUUUGACUCAUUUGACCAGAAUGGCGUUAAACGCGGCUACAAAGUAAAGAGAAAAAGCAGUAGGGGCUGA
Ogataea haglerorum is the source of this 1755-nucleotide messenger RNA. RefSeq lists its product as uncharacterized. Gene Ontology annotation, cellular component: endoplasmic reticulum. Gene Ontology annotation, molecular function: misfolded protein binding; protein-folding chaperone binding. Bases 1 to 1755 code for a protein of 584 amino acids. The transcript has a single exon. The record is from RefSeq and is a predicted model, not a curated record. Lineage: Eukaryota; Fungi; Ascomycota; Pichiomycetes; Pichiales; Pichiaceae. Gene Ontology annotation, biological process: protein folding in endoplasmic reticulum.